AUGCGUCUCUUCAAGACUGGCCUAUCCGUCCUGACCGUGUGUUCAGUCAUCCAGGCCAUCCCUGUCAAUACUGGCGAAAGAGGCGAUACGGCCUUACACCGCCACGAUGGUCUCAAAACUUCAGACACACGACAGGAAAACAGAAGUAAGGGCGGUUUCGUGCCUCCUCAUGUUCUCAGGAAUAUCACCCGUAGUCCUUUCGCCACAGACGAAGAGCGACGCACUGCAAAUCGGACCUUAGUGAUUGAUGGAGAGCGGUAUGGACCGCAACAGCCGACGGAUUAA
Molecule: messenger RNA, 285 nt
Organism: Colletotrichum costaricense
Lineage: Eukaryota; Fungi; Ascomycota; Sordariomycetes; Glomerellales; Glomerellaceae
Exons: 1
Coding region: 1-285 (94 amino acids)
Source: RefSeq, a predicted model, not a curated record